Molecule: messenger RNA, 2092 nt
Organism: Pseudoliparis swirei
Lineage: Eukaryota; Metazoa; Chordata; Actinopteri; Perciformes; Liparidae
Product: plexin domain-containing protein 2-like
Exons: 14
Coding region: 27-1781 (584 amino acids)
Source: RefSeq, a predicted model, not a curated record
GCUUCAUCAUUCUUUGCGCUUUGACGAUGCGUUGCGGAAUGAGAGGAAGGACGAUGACCCUGACGAAGACAGCGAAUCUCAUCACUGCACUAGUUUUUGUUUUCCAGUUACAAAUAAGCUUCACGAAGCUUAAAUCUGCUUAUGGAGUCUUCCGUCCUGACACACAGGGGCUGUCUCCUCCAGAGGCUCGGCCUUAUGACGUCUCAGGGACCAACCGGCCCAGGGAGAGGAGCCCCAGGUCCGGGGCCCCCGGCUGGGCUGCAGAUAAGAGGGGCCACUACAGGGACCAGCACCAACCAGAGGACUCGGAUCCAGACCUGCUUUUGGACGAGGGGCACAACAAUUCUACACAGAUUGUGGACAUCGAUCAUGCUUAUUAUACAUCUAAACUGUACGGUUCUGGAGACGCAGCCAGUAAAGAGCUGUGGGUGAACGUGGACCAGGUCCAAGAGGAGUGGAAGGUCUGCGGCUCUCUGUCCAGCACCUACAGACAGGCUGAGAGAGUGAAUCUUUCCUUCGACUUCCCUUUCUAUGGACAUAUGCUAAAAGAAAUCACAGUGGCAACUGGAGGAUUCAUUUACACCGGAGAAAUACUUCACCGGAUGCUCACGGCCACUCAGUACAUCGCCCCUCUCAUGGCCAAUCUGGACCCGAGCCUGUCCAAGAACUCGACUGUGUUUUACUUUGACAACGGCACGGCGCUGGUGGUUCAGUGGAACCGGAUUCCCCUCCAGGACAACGUCAGUCUGGGAACCUUCACCUUCCAGGCCGUUCUGCACAGCGAUGGGCGUAUCGUCUUUGCAUACAAAGAGAUUCCUUUCGACAUCAACGACAUCAGCACAGAGAACCAUCCUGUCAAAGUGGGUCUGUCCGAUGCUUUUGUCGUUCUUCAUGAGAUCCAGCAGAUCCCCAAUGUUCGGAGGAGAACUAUUUAUGAAUACCACAAAGUCGACAUCCUCAAGUCCAAAAUCGCGAAUUCUUCGGCUGUGGAGAUAAUACCGCUCCCGACAUGCCUCCAGUUCUCCAGCUGUGGUCCAUGUGUCGCUUCUCAGAUCGGCUUUAACUGCAGCUGGUGCAGUCGGCUACGAAGAUGCUCCAGCGGCUUUGAUCGUAACCGGCAAGAUUGGGUCGACUUCGGCUGCCCGGAGGAGAGACGAGAUCUCCGGUGUCUCGGAGCAACCGACGCCACCAACGCCACAUCCCGCCGCCACCUCGCACAGACGGCCGCUCCCGUGACCACGACCGCGAAGCAGCGGAGGUCGUCCGGCAUGACCUCUGAGCCCCCCGGCAGGACGUCCUCCGUCACCAACCCCUCAACACGCCGCAGCACAGCCAGGAGGACGAUAUCCAGCGCACCGCCUCCGACCAGCAGCGCUGCAGACGAUGACUCAAAGAUCUCUUUGAACAUCAAUGAAGCACCAGCGGAGGAGACAAAAGGAGAGCGGGAAGAGCAGCCGCAGGCCGGUCUACUCGCCGGCAUCGUCAUGGUGAUGGUCAUCAUGGGAGCAGCCGUCCUUGUGUCCGUCUACGUGUACAACCACCCCACCUCCAGUGUCAGCCUCUUCUUCAUGGAGCGGCGGCCGACUCGCUGGCCGAUCAUGAAGUUCCGGCGCGGCUCCAGUCGCCCGACUUACAGCGAGGUGGAGGCUCCGGGUCAGGACGGCGCGGCGGUCAUCGACCCCAAACAGUCCUUCGUCAUGUCGGACAGAAGAGAGAGUGAACAGAAAGAAGGAUUCAUAGUUCCUGACCAGAGGGAGCGCUUCCUCGUCUCAGAGAGCUGACCAGAACUACAUAUCCCAGGAGGCUUUGCAACAAAGCAGGACCUCGAUGUGAGGGAGACUAUUUUCCAUUCAGCUGCUGCUCAAGUUCCUUUUAAGGAUAGAAUUUGAGUUUUCAGAGAGGAAGACACCAAACCUCUAUGAGGAACCCGUUUGGCACCAGCUGAGUGAGCCAAGCUCGAUGUAAAAACUAUAAAAUAAAAUGUACUUUGCUCAGGUCACUCGUUUGUUUACAGCGCCGCAGCUGAAUGUUUGUUUUGAGAGCUUUUCCUCGGAGCGCUGUGACGUGUUGUUCCCACACCUCCUUCACGGAG